GCCCGUAUCACGUGACUGAGAGGCGGGGACGUGCAGUGAAAAGUGUGCCUGUUACUGUGUCACGUGCCAGGGGUGCGAACGAAACAUGGCGGCGCGCGGCAGCGUGGAGGAGAUGCGGAGCCGCGUGAUACUUGGGGAGUUCGGGGUCCGCAACGUUCACACCACGGACUUUCCCGGCAACUACCCCGGGUACGACGACGCUUGGGACCAGGCCAAGUUCGAGAAGAAUUUCCGGGUGGACGUGAUCCACAUGGAUGAGAACACGCUGGAGUUCGACAUGGUGGGGAUCGACGCAGCCAUCGCCAAUGCCUUCCGGCGUAUCCUGCUCGCUGAGGUGCCGACGAUGGCUGUAGAGAAGGUCUUUGUGUACAACAACACGUCCAUCGUGCAGGAUGAGAUCCUGGCCCAUCGCUUGGGCCUCAUCCCCAUCCGAGCAGACCCACGCCUCUUUGAAUAUAAGAACCAAGGUGAUGAGGAAGGCACAGAAAUUGACACGCUGCAGUUCCAGCUGAAGAUCAAAUGCAGCCGGAACCCUCACUCAGCCAAGGAGUCAUCUGACCCCAAUGAGCUCUACAUUAAUCACAAAGUGUACAGCAAACACAUCACGUGGGUGCCCCUGGGAAAUCAAGCAGACGUGUUCUCAGAUGCAAAUUUGCGGCCUGUUCAUGAUGACAUCCUUAUUGCCCAGUUGCGGCCUGGCCAGGAAAUUGAUGUGCUCAUGCACUGUGUCAAAGGCAUAGGUAAAGACCAUGCCAAGUUUUCUCCAGUGGCCACAGCUAGUUACCGGCUGCUGCCUGACAUCACUCUGCUGCAGCCCAUUGAGGGGGAGGCAGCUGAGACGCUGAAGAAGUGCUUCUCCCCGGGAGUUAUUGAGAUUCAGAACAUCAAAGGGAAGAAGGUGGCAAGAGUGGCCAAUGCUCGGAUGGACACGUUUAGCCGGGAGAUCUUUCGUCAUGAUGAUCUGAAAAACCUUGUGCACUUGGCACGAGUGCGAGAUCACUACAUCUUCUCAGUGGAGUCUACAGGUGUCCUGCCUCCAGAUGUGCUGGUGAGUGAAGCCAUCAAAGUGCUGAUAGGGAAAUGUCGACGGUUCCUGGAUGAGUUGGACUCCAACCACAUGGAGUGAGCAGUUCAGAACACCAUGUUUGAGAAGCAGAGACUGAUUCUAUAGGCCCGGGCUCUUUAUCUACAGGGAUUAUUUCCAGCCCAUAAGCCUAUGUAAACAGGAGGGGUACCUUCUGUUACCAAGCAAUGGGACCAUCCAUCACCUGUUCCCCAUACAGUAUGUAAGCAAGCAGGUGGCCACACUAGAAAUAAAGGUGUGCUGUUAACAGUUUCAGAACUGAUAGCACUUCCAGGAGCCUAGGAAAGUCUUAUGGCUCUUGUUUUCUAAUGGGUUUCACCAGCUGAAGAGGAUGGCCAGUAAGGCACAGCAGGGGCUUGUACUGGCCCUGGGGCCUUACUGAAGGCCCUAGAUCUUCUAAAUGAAGCCCUGCUAAGGAGAAGAGCCAACUUCAAGCAAAGGCAGAUUGUGUGGAAUUGUUAAUAAAGUAGAGGCUGUUUUAAUUGUCAGACUUCAUUACAUAAAUUUAGCCUAGGGGUGGCUUGAUUUUCUAGGUAGGAAAGUGGAAAGAGGCACUACUCACUUCAUUAACAAUAAAAAUGCUAGUGCUUCGAAAGCUGGGCUAUAGUGGUGAGAGGCUAAAAUACCACUUGCUUUUUUUCCCUCCAGGGUAAGCAAUUGCUGUAUUUGCUACAGUGGUUAUUUGAUCACUAAAGGGAAGAGAUGCUAAGACUAUCUCUAUUAAGAUGGGGUCUGCUGUGUGAAAGUUGAAGCAGUACUGCUUAUACAGGAGCAUAUGCUCUAGGUCAAGCUGCUCAAAACAUGAAAAAUAAAAACUAAAGUGGAUUUUCAACAUUCUUAAUCAGCUCCAGGCCUAGCUGUAGAAAGUUUUAGAAGAGGAUACUAGCCUGUUCUUAUGGAGUAGGCAUGUGAUCUGUAUGACUGCAGAUUUCAUCAUAACUAAUGAAACUCAUAUGAGGGAAAGUAUACUCAAGUAAGGAUCACAGUGGACUGGGUGUGCGGCCCUGGUUCUGAGCUUGUUCACUAUACACAAGCAGCUUGCUUCUUAAUUGCAACUAAGUAUUAUUCUUUAUUUAUGGUCUUCAGUAGGUGACCAAAAAUAAAGGAAUAUCAGUCUCCCACCAUCAAAACUAAGGCUGUCCAAUUUUUCCCAUGUAGGGAAAAAAACUUUAGGUGGUUAAAAUGAAAUUUCAGAAGUCAGUAACUUACUGUUUCUAAAGUUAUCACAGUAGGAGCUUAAUACAGAGCAUCUGAUAACUGCUGGAGCUCUGUACUUCCAUUUUUUAAAAAGGCUUUAGCCCUCUUCCUUGCAGAGAUAGACUCCAAACUGUAACCCAGCUGUUUAGCAAAAUAAUUAUCUGUGGAAAGAAGUUUUCUAUCAAUCAGGCCAGCAGUUUGCAUACCAAAAGUGACCCUUUAGCUAUUGAAGGGAACAAGGGUAGGAGAGAUGGCUCCCCUCUCCCUGUGUUCUCCAGUCCCUGAUUGAGAGUGUUAAAGUGAGGAAAAUCCUAGGCAAAGUAGAAAAGCUGGAAGAAAGAGUGGGUUCAUGUAUGUAAAUUAAGCAUUUUACUAAACCUUGAAAGUUAGGGAGCAUCUCACAAAACAAGACACUGACUCAAAUAAUCAUCACACCCUUCAUUCUGCCCCUCAGAGUAAAUGAACUGACAUCUAAACUGUAUAAUCCCACAGCUGCACUUGUUAAUAAAACUAGUACAAAAGCCA
Messenger RNA from Trachemys scripta elegans, 2806 nucleotides. RefSeq names its product RNA polymerase I and III subunit C (gene POLR1C). Gene Ontology annotation, biological process: DNA-templated transcription. Gene Ontology annotation, cellular component: RNA polymerase III complex; RNA polymerase I complex. Lineage: Eukaryota; Metazoa; Chordata; Testudines; Emydidae. The record is from RefSeq and is a predicted model, not a curated record. Bases 86 to 1126 code for a protein of 346 amino acids. Gene Ontology annotation, molecular function: protein dimerization activity; DNA binding. The transcript has 9 exons.